AUGUCAACAAUGCCGAUGUCGGUAGGAGCAGCCGUCGAAGAUAAGACGCCCGACCGCUGUGACGAUGAGAAGAAGACGAAGAAGAAGCCGUCGGCAGUUAUUCUGACGAGAGAGGAAACGACGGUUGUCACUGAGAAUGGUGUUGUCAAACAGCAAAUAUGUUCCGGAAAACUGAUUUUCGGAUCAGCGUGGGUUAAUAAGAUGGCCGAUUCGGUAUUUCCAACACAAGCGACAGCUCAAACCCGCUAUAUUAGCCUGUUCGGCACGAGGACCCGAUUCGUCCUCAUGGUGUUGAUUCUGCUAUGCUUAACAUCCAUAUGGUCGAACAUCCUUGCGUUCAACUUUGCCGUUAUCUGCAUGAACGCCGGCGACAAUUCGACGGCGAACACCGGCAAUCUAGAAGACGGAUUCACGAAUUUCCAAAAAUCGUGGGCGAUGUCGAUUGUUGCAAUCGCCGCGCUCAUCGGCAACUUCCCAGUCGUUCAACUCGUCGGACUCGUCGGAAUCCGAACCGUCUUCACCGGCUUGGGAAUCUUGUCGGCAGUGUCGACACUUCUCGUCCCAGUCUCGAUUAGAAUGGGAUUCUACUACUUCCUCGCGAUUCGCGCCCUUCAAGGAUUCGCGUUCGCCGCCAAUUUUCCGGUCAUCGGCUCGUUCUGCGCCAAAUGGUCCUACUUCAAACAGAGCGGUUUGUUCGUGUCGGCGCUCGUCGCCUACGUCCAAUUGGCGCCAGCCAUCACAAUGCCGGCUUCCGGCGCCCUAUGCGACGCGUUCCAAUGGCCGUCGGUGUUCUACGCGCACGGAGCCGUCUCGCUCAUCUUGUUCGUCACCUAUGGCCUCUUCUAUCGCAACUCGCCGCAGAAGCAUCCGUUCGUCGGCAAUGUCGAAUUGAAGAAAAUCUCGAUCGGAAAAAUCGCCAAUGUCGAGUAUGACGUCAAACGCGCUCUGAAAAAGAUCCCGUAUGGACCGAUUCUCAAGACGCCAGCCAUCUGGGCCGUCUGGAUUGCCGCCAUCGGAAACUUCACAUGCGUCAAUAUGAUGUUCUUGUUCAGUCCAACCUAUCUAUCUCAAGUUCUCGGCUUCCCUGUUCACAGCACGGGUCUCAGCUCGGCGAUCCCGCCACUUCUCCAAUUCCUUGCCAAAUUGAUCGUCGGCGCCAUCUCCGACCGAAUCCACUUCAUCUCCGAGGCCACCAAAUUCCGAAUCUUCAAUUCGGUCGCCUUCUUCGGCUCGGCAGUAUUCCUCACAGUUCUCGCGUUCAUGGGCGACUCGCGAAAAGAUUUGAACAUGGUGGUGCUCGGCAUCUCCGCCGGCCUGCUGGGAGCCACCACCGGCGGAUUCUUCAAAGCCGGACCGAUUCUGUCGAAGCAGUACAGUCAUUUCGUCACCGGCAACGUUUCUCUCGGCAUCACCAUCACAAUGCUGAUCGUCCCGUUCGUCGUCAACGCGCUCACCCACAACAACACCCAAGAAGAAUGGUCGUGGGUGUUCUUGAUCACCGCCGCCGUCAUGGUCGUCACCAAUCUCAUCUUCUGCGUGUUCGUCAGAGGCGAGCCUUGCGAAUGGACAUCCGACGACUUCCAUCGUCCCGGAUCAGUCAUGGAUCUUCAGAACGAGCGUGUCAAGGAGCUCGACGUCGAAAAAGUUGAGCAACGCCUUUAA
Caenorhabditis bovis is the source of this 1662-nucleotide messenger RNA. The record is from the annotation of a GenBank genome assembly. NCBI's taxonomy places the organism in Eukaryota, Metazoa, Nematoda, Chromadorea, Rhabditida, Rhabditidae.